This is a messenger RNA of Cladocopium goreaui, 3432 nucleotides long. Lineage: Eukaryota; Dinophyceae; Suessiales; Symbiodiniaceae. The record is from the annotation of a GenBank genome assembly.
AUGUCGCAGGAUUUGGCCCAGAUAGCUGGAGCAAAGAGGAAGGGCAAAGAUCCCGGCGCCAUGUUGGCCCAGUCCUUACCGGGCACUCCCCUGGCCGCGGCAGCCGCUGCCCCUGUGCUGCGGCCCUGCAAAUCGCUGCCUGAGGGGCCACCCGUCGAGCCGAGGGCGCCCCAGGGGCCCCAGGGGCAGCGGAUGCCAGCAGACCAAUUGCUGCAGCAUUUGGACCGCGGUCGCAGCCUGGAGUUCCACGGCGGUCACCACGCGGUAGCGACGCAUGCCCCGACCCCGCAGCGGCAGUUCGCAGCGCAGCCGCAGCAGUUGCCACAUGUAGCGACGCCACAUGUGCAACAGAUGCACCAUCCACAGCAGAUGCAACAGCCUCAGCAUCAGCAACAUUUUCAGCAUCAGAACCAGCACCCUCAACAUCCACAGCAUGUUCAACAUGCACAGCAACCUCAACAUCCACAGCACCCUCAACAUCCACAGCACCCUCAACAUCCACAGCACCCUCAACAUCCACAGCACCCUCAACAUCCACAGCACCCUCAACAUCCACAGCACCCUCAACCUGCACAGCACCCUCAACAAGCACAGUAUCCACAACAUCCGCAAAAUCUGCAUCAACCGCAUCCGCAGCACUUGCAACAGCAGCAGCACAUGUCACAGCAGCAACAUUUCCAGCAGCAUCCACAUCAGAUGCAACAGCAGCAUCCACAGCAUCCAUCACAAUCUCCAGCGCCACCGUCUUCGCAGGCAGCCUACCCAGGGCCCGCUGGUAGUCCAGCGCCACAGCUGCCACUGGAGAAACGAAGACAUGAGCCGCAUCCGGAGUUGGAUCAUCAUGACAAGGAUUUGCUGCAGAAGCUGCAUGAGCAGCACCUGAGCCGUAAGAAUAGCAUCAGGAGCCUCUCCUCCCCACGUCACGUGGGCGACCGGGGCAGCCUCUCUCCUGCCAGCGCCUCCUAUGCCACUGCCGCGGCGCAGACGCAGCCGGGGCGGCCAGCGUCGACGACGCUGGCGAAAGAAGUGGACCAGGCGGUGCGGAGGGGGAAGACGGAGCCCUUGCAGCACGAGGACUGGCCGGAGCUGACGGGUCCCGAUGGAAACGAUGCACUGGAACGGGAGAUGGCGGCACGAGAAGUGGAGCUAAGAGUGCUGCGCAAGGCGGCGAUGAUCGGCGGGUUUGCUGCUGAUGAUUCGUCCGAAGAUUUUUUCGGCCAGGAGUUGGAGUCGCGAAAAGAGGAGAUUUUCCACUUCGAGAAUCAAAUCCAGGACGGCGACUUGGCCAAGGAUGCGGAGAGCCAACUGAACGCCAAGAGUCAGGAGGUUGGCACGUUGAGCGCAAAGGCGGAAGCCAAGACGGGGAAACAACAGGCAGUGCUACAGGCGGAGGCCAAGCACAUUGACCUGCAGGUGGCCUCGUUGAAGAAACGCCUUGUGGCCGUGCAGACGGACCUGGUCGAAAAGGACGAGGAGCUGAAGACGCUCAGCGAGGCCUGCCAGCACGGGGCCACGGCGGUGAAGGCGAAGGAGCGGGAACACAAGGCCUUGUUGGAACAGCACAAGGAGCAUAAAGAUGAGGUCAGCAAGUUACAGGAAAACAGCCACCUGUUACAUCGGCACAUGUCCAUUGAUCACUGGCGCCACCAGGUGCAGGCCCAGAUCGAACAGGAACAGCAGGAUGCCGCCAUGCUCCGGCAACGCCGCGAGAUGCAGCGACAAAUCGAGGUGUUUCAUGAAGAAAUGGGCACGCUGCAGACCUACCUCCUUCGCAUGGAGGAGAAGUGCAAGUAUCACGAAGAUGAAAUCGCACGUCGCAAGGAGCACCUUAAGGCUGAAGAAAUACAGGGCUGGGGCUGGGCCCUGGUCAUGGAGGAGCGUUUGUGCGUGGCGGCGGCGCGCAUGGGCGAGCACACUGCGGAAGAGAUGAAGAAGGGACAUAUGGAAGAGCAACGGUCUUUGCAGGCAAAGCUUAAGGACCAGAUCGGCAAGCAAAGUUCCUUAGCCGAUGAGGCCGCCAGCUACCAAUAUUUCGAGGAGGAUGCCAAGAGGUCCCAGGAACAGUUGCGGGCGCUGACAGCCUGUGUGAAGGAAGCAGCCAAGGUGAUGCGGGAACACGGCCCAGUGCACCUGAGUGAUGUGGACCAUGCCAUCAGCCAAUUCACCAUGGAGCUGCGCCGCCAUGGUGAGAUGAUUCCACCCAUCACUCGGCUCAGCCAUAGCAGCCACCUGGUGGCGAAUCAGCUCACUGUCUUCUGUGAGCUUUCAUCUUCUGGCCAGCUCUGCGUCAGGAGCAAAUCUGGUCUCGUACCGAUGUUGGACUUUCUGAAGCAGCACGGCUACGUCCAGAAAGCCGCCACCAAACCCGUCCCUUCCAAGGGAACCUCCCCAGCUGCGGGCGCUCCGAAGUCGGCGCCGCUUUCGGCGGCGCAGCCGAAGCCCAAGCUGCGGCAUCAGAAGUCGGCGCAGCAUGCGGCGGCGGAAGCGCAUGAGUUACAGCAGUGGACCAACUUCUUUGAGACCAACGCAGGUUCUUCAAAGAAGCCGCCCCGGCUUAGAGGAGUUGAAGACGUGGAACUGACCGUGGGACCCGCGCGGGAAGCGAUACGCAGGUCAGCCAUGGGCGGUAGCACGUCCAAGAUCAAAACGGGCUCCGCGCACCGGGACCGCAUCGUGCUCUUUGGCGACUCGCUGACGCAGCAGUCCUUCGCCCCUCAGGGCUGGGGUGCUGCCAUCGCGGAUGCGUACCAGCGCCGUGCCGAUGUGCUGAACCGCGGAUAUAGCGGUUAUACCAGCCGCUGGUGCCUAGAGAUGUUGAGACAUGGAGGAGGUAUCAUGGCAGAUGCUGGUCCCGAUGACACCACCCGACUGGUGACCAUUUUCCUGGGGGCCAAUGAUGCGUCCUUAGAGGAUCAGAACCCGGCUCAACAUGUGCCCCUCGAGGAGUAUAAAUCCAACCUGCGGGAGAUCGUGGUCAUCACUCGAGAACGAGCCCCGCACGCCAAGAUUUUACUCAUCGCUCCACCACCUGUUUGCCAUGCGCAGCGCUUGCAGUUCCAGAAGGAGCGCUUCGGGGAGCAAGCAACAGGAAGAUUGGAGCGAACCAAUGAGAAUGCUGGGCUGUAUGCUGAUGUCGUGGAACACGUGGCCGCUGACACGGCCCUGCCCUGUUUGAACCUUUGGAAGGUCUUACAGGAGGAAAGCAACUGGCCUGAACUCCUGUCUGAUGGCCUGCACUUUUCCCCGGCAGGCAACACUCUGGUGGGAACGAAGAUCUUGCAGAAGAUCUCGGAGGUCUUUCCCGAGCUUGCGGUGGUUCCCUGCAAGUACACGGGCUCCUAUGGAGCCACGGCAAGCGAUGGAAAUGUUGGAUACGCUCUGAAAAAUGGGGAAUUCAUGGGGAUUGUAACUGUAGACACUGUAGUGUCUUAA